Messenger RNA from Amorphotheca resinae ATCC 22711, 1252 nucleotides. RefSeq lists its product as hypothetical. Gene Ontology annotation, biological process: response to oxidative stress. NCBI's taxonomy places the organism in Eukaryota, Fungi, Ascomycota, Leotiomycetes, Helotiales, Amorphothecaceae. Bases 1 to 1098 code for a protein of 365 amino acids. The record is from RefSeq and is a predicted model, not a curated record. Gene Ontology annotation, cellular component: cytoplasm. The transcript has 4 exons.
AUGAUGAACUGGGCGAAACAACAGAUGGCCAAUGUGGUCGGCACCCAAGAACCAAUCUAUGGGCCAUCUGCGAUCCAAUCUGUCGCUGUCCAAGCCAAGACCACACCCUACUCGGAGCUGACAACAAAGGAUGUGAAAUGGGCUGCUAUGGACUCGACAUGUGUGGAAACACAGAGCUUCUAUCUUUUCGCGGAGACUGGACAUAUUGCCCUCGCGCAGGUCAUUUACAGCAACGUUGCCGAAAACAAACCAAACCUCUGGUCCUCUGACCAACUCCAUGACGUUGACAUCAGCGAAGACAGGCUGAACUUCUACGCUGAGAAUUGCGCCGUCGAGCUUUCUAAGGAUGGCACAGCUUACUCGAUCAAGUCCAUGACCAACGAGAAAUCUAUUGUCAAUGUCACUGUCACUCGAGUCGCACCAGGCUUUCAAGUUGGAAAGGAUGGAACAACGUAUUUCGGCACAGACCCCAAGGCACCUUGGGGCUCCAUGAGACAUGCUUUCUGGCCUAGAAACACUGUUGAAGGCACAAUUGUGACGGAAGAUGGACCAAUAGACUUCAAGGGGACGGCAUUGUUCAUCCAUGCUCUUCAAGGAAUGAAACCGCACCAUGCUGCCGCAAAAUGGACCUUUGCCGAUUACCAAGGCCCGCAUUUCUCUGCCAUCAUGAUGGAAUUCACGACUCCACCAUCCUACGGAUCAACUGUCGUCAAUGUUGGUGGUCUUGUCAAAGAUAACGAGAUCAUAUGUGCUGGAUCCUUGAAUUCCGCCGCCCAUAGCAAGGUCAAAGGGGAUCCCGAAAAUGAUUGGCCAGAGCCCGAGGAAAUAAAAUUUCAGUGGUCAGGUACAACAAAAGACGGCAAAACUGUUGAAGCUGUUCUAGAAGGGCCUUUAGACGAAAGACUUGACAGAGUCGAUGUUAUGGCCGAAGUGCCAGGCUUCGUGAAGAAGAUCGUUGCUGGAGCUGCUGGAACAAAACCCUAUAUCUACCAGUACUCCCCACAUGCAAGCCCAACCACGUUGAAGGUGAAGAUUGGCGAUGAAGAGACGACUGAGCAGGGAACUCUCUUCAGCGAGGCUACCUUCAUCUCUGCAUGAUUAUAAUCGAUUGGAAUUCUCGUCGUUGGUUUAUGACAAUUAUGGCGUUCAGCAGAGGAGAGAUCACACUCGUUGGAUAGGCAUCGUGGCUUAUGUUUCGCCCGUAGCACUCUAAUAAUAGAGCCUCGGAUUAUUAAUGAGGCUUGGAUGGCUU